UUUGAUAAACACUCUGUUCCUCAGUUGAUGUCAGUCGAUAUCUGUGUUCCCAGCGAGACGCAUCACGCGUGAUCAGCGAUAAACCAGCACAAAACUAGCCAGCCACAUAGCCCUGAGCCGAUCAGGUUGGAUGACAUCGUCGGUUUUUAACUUUAAGACAGCUAGCUCGUUCUUUUUAUCCAUCAGGCAAGUCUGUGACAACUGAAAAAGCCAACGUUUUUGUUUUUAUUUGGCUGAAUAUUUACGAUUUGCAACCGAGUUAGCAAGAACUUUUUCAUCGUUAAUUUGACAACUUGUGACCAGCACUAACGUUAGCCAACUUAAUUUUGUUUUUUUGCCAAACAGAACAAUACUCGGCUUGUUUUCAAAUGUCAAGAAACCCUUCGUUGUGUUUUUGUCAACAAGCCGCUUUUCCUCGGAGAACUGAACAGAAAACCAACGAUAUUUAGCAAACAGUUUGCUUAAGAAAGAGGGCAAAGCAACCUUAGCUGUUGAUUAAGUGCUAGCGUCAGCCUUGCCUAGCCAGCUACCACCAAACCCUUACCUGAACCGUUCAACAGUCAUUAAGAAGAGACUACUUUGGCUUUUAAAACUGAUUGGUGCUGUGUUCACGACCAUUAACUUUUAAAUAACCCGUUCUGUCCACUGCAGGAGUAACUCUUAGACGUCACCUCUCGUGUUUUAAAUUAAUAACUGACAGAACAGCAAACCACCUGAGCGUGAGAAGGAGAGCCAGUGGUAGGACCUGAAGCAGGUUGUGUACAGCCACGGAAUCCCUCAUCGGAUUGUUAUAUUAUCAGUGUUAUUGUUGAAAAUGGCGGCGAUCGGACUGGUGCAGAUGUUGAUCGAAGCAGCCGAGUACCUUGAUCGCAGGGAACGAGAAGCUGAACACGGCUAUGCCUCCAUGCCUCCCUUCAUCAGCAGCCGAGAGAGGGAAAGCUUGAAAAGGAAAAGCAAAAGCAAGAAAAACACAAGUAGCAGGUCUACGCACAAUGAAAUGGAGAAGAACAGACGGGCACAUCUACGGCUGUGUCUAGAGCGCUUGAAAUCCCUCGUUCCCUUGGGACCAGAUGCUAACAGGCACACCACCCUCAGCCUGCUGAUGAAGGCCAAAGAUCAUAUCAAGAGGUUGGAGGAGAGCGAUAGGAGAGCUCAGCACACCGUGGAGCAGCUACAACGGGAGCAGAGACAUCUGAGGAGGCGUCUGGAGCAGCUGGGGGUGGAGAGGACCCGCAUGGACAGCACCGGCUCCACUCUGUCUUCGGACAAGUCUGACUCUGACCAAGAGGACCUGGACGUGGAUGUGGAGGGGACGGACUACCUGCUGGGUGACCUGGAGUGGAGCACCAGCAGUGUGAGUGACUCAGGGGACGAGCGAGGCAGCCUGCGCAGCAGCUGUAGCGACGAGGGCUACUCCAGCGCCAGCCUGCAGCGUCUGCAGGACACUCAGGAGAGGGCCAAGCAGCUGGGCUGCAGCCUAUAGACAGCACUGCUCAGUGACCCAGUGCCCGCCUCCUCCCCUCAGCCAAUCCCAUCCAAGAUUGUCUCGCCACUCCCAGGUACCUCUGACCUCACCCCCGUCCCCUCCCCUCUACUCCCCUCCCUCCUUCCCCACCAGGACUGACCAAGUCUGAGGCCUCUCCUCCAGCCAGGCCUCUGUGUACUUCCUGUCCCCACGGUGACUUCCAUUCAGACUGUAACACCUCCGAGACAGCCGCCCACAUCCAGCACAUCAUCAGCGGUCAGUCUGUAGUCCGCUCUGCUCUGCACCAAUCAAACGAGGAAUUUAAAGACACUCCACCCCUCCCUCCGUCCGUCCAUCUGUCCCUCCGUCCGUCAGAAACACAACUUUCAGCCAGAGAAUGUUACCACACAAUAUCCCACUGCCUCUUUUUGUAUGCCUCAAGAGCCAUGGGAAGCACUUAUGAGAUUUCACCCUUCCUUCACACACACUUAAACACGCAUACACACACGCCCCUCCGCCACUCCUAGUUGUCCAGUGAGACAGAAUCCUCCCAAAGGUGUGACACUGACAUGAUGUGGGGCUUUUUUCUGCCCUGCUCACCAGUCGACCAUCUGUGCAUGGUAUUUUGCACUUAUGAUUGCUUUUGUAAACAGAAAUGCUGUCUCUUAAAAUUGGCUCCCACUACAGCGGCUGCAGUAAUGCUACCAGGUGCAGUGAGUGUUUGAAACCCACGUCAGUUGUCUGGCUGUUCUGUGCGGCGUAGCAGAGUUUGUGGUCCUAGUAGACUGUGUGGUGUUAAACCGUCGGGGCCGACAGCAAUACGUCCCUUAGUACCCGGGCUUUGGCGGGCAGGCUCGUAACUACCCUGUCAUUUUCUGUUCACACCUGCUGUUUAGAGGGAAAAGUAACACAAAAACAAACAAAAAAAAAUUGUGCAGCAUGAGAUUAUGA
This is a messenger RNA of Chelmon rostratus (copperband butterflyfish), 2416 nucleotides long. It is a transcript of the gene mxd1, whose product is annotated as MAX dimerization protein 1. The record is from RefSeq and is a predicted model, not a curated record. The coding region runs from base 815 to 1483 and encodes 222 amino acids. NCBI's taxonomy places the organism in Eukaryota, Metazoa, Chordata, Actinopteri, Chaetodontiformes, Chaetodontidae. The transcript is spliced from 6 exons. Gene Ontology annotation, molecular function: DNA-binding transcription factor activity, RNA polymerase II-specific; RNA polymerase II cis-regulatory region sequence-specific DNA binding; protein dimerization activity. Gene Ontology annotation, biological process: negative regulation of transcription by RNA polymerase II.